CCUCCGUGACUCUCGUGCGUGCAAAUUGCCAUAAUCCGUGCCGAACGUUGGUUUUUGCAAAAUUGCAAGUUUCUAACAAACACACACCUCGUAUUCGAUUCGGUUCUUCCUCCAUUCCCCCCCAUCCUGGUCUAUUACUUACAUUCUAUACCUGGUAGCUAACAAUGAGACUCUUCCUCCCCACAGCCGCAGCUCUGCUGCUGGCUUCUCCUACGAUGUUCUCGGGAGCACAGGCCCAAGGGUCCUCGAGCAUCACGGGACCCGAGCUCGCUUCUCGCAAGCGUCGUGCGAACAGCGACAGUAAGAGCAACGCGAGUUCCGAAGAGAAGCGCGGCCUCGACUUGAUCCGUUCGUACAACGAAGAACUCCUCCGCUACCUGCAGUUGACGACUGCGGACGAGAACAGUCUUGUUCCCACGCCCGGACCCACUCUCGCCGGGGCCGAAGUUCCCACCGAAGCUCCUCUCGUUCCUUCGGAGUGCAUCGUUGAUGUGGACAUUACGUGCACUCUCGGAGGCUCUGGAUUACCCUGCGAGUCGCUUACGGCUCCUCCCUUGGGAAUCUGCGUCCCCGCGGACGGAUCGGACCUUUCCAUUGUCACCUUCGAGUUUCAGAGCACACCGUGCGCGGGAGGCGAUAACGAUCAAGGGACAGACGCCGUCUGUUCGGAUGUCGGUCCGGGUGUCCCACCCUCGGGUGCCGACGUCUCUAUUGUCUGUGAAGACAACGCUGAGAUGAGUGCCAUUGUACUGACGGUGACUCCCAGCUCUGGAAUCACAGCGGGAGACACCUUUACCGUCGAGGAAAUGAACGGAGGACCGCUUCCCUUGAGUAUGGUAUGCACGAUUUCGGACACUGGCUCCGGUGCUGUCCUGCAAACCAACACGUUUGAUCUUUCCGGAGAUGUCAGUUUGGACCUCAAGGAUUCCUUCGGAUCACUCAUUUUGGUCUCGUGCAACGAUGUUACCUGCAUUGAAGAAUUGAACUUUGUCUACAACCUCAGCAAUGUAGGACCGGAUUCCAUGACCUUCCUCGAUCUCUUCCGUGACUUCAAUGGAGUGGCGGAGAAUCUGGUCUCACAAGUGACUCCCAACCCAUUGCUCCCCGGACAAAGCACCUCCGUUUCGGAAGAAUUCACCAUUGACGUCUGUACUCCUGGACUUUUUCGGAUCAGUAUUGCGGUAGAAGCAGAGCCAGCCAACGGGCCCGUUUGUCUCGCGGACGAUGUCAUCGAGUUCAGUAUCAACGAGCGUCCGACCACUCCUACAACUCCUUGCAGUGACCUGGUUGCAUCGUCCGGUGGAAUCUGUGAAGUUGUCCUUGACUUCGUGUAUACUUUCGAGAACGUGGGUCCCAACGCCUUUACAGUGACCGCCAUAUUCAGGAAAUUCAACACUGUGACUAACGAUAUCGUUGAUCAAUUGACUCCAAACCCGUUAGCUGCUGGUGUUAUGACGACGAUUUCAGAGUCGUUCACUAUUGACGUCUGUAUUCCGAAUCGCGUUUACCGUGUGACUCUUGACGCCGAAGCUGAACCGGAAAAUGGACCUUUCUGCCAGGACAAUGAUAUUUACGAGUUUAUCAUUGGCAAUGGAAGCACCCCUACCUCUAAGGGAGGCGUCCCAACGUCGAAGGGAAGCGUUCCCACCCCUUCGGCUAAGACUGGUGUCCCAACUUCUAAGGGAGAUGUACCCACUUCUGGUAUUGACGUCACCGAAAAGUCUGGUAUGCCCAACCCCAAAUCUGGUAUGCCCAACCCCAAAUCUGGUGAAAAUUCUGUCGGUUCCGGAACGCGGCGAAGAGGCCGUCUUCUAAGAGAUCUCCAGUAGAUCCUGCUCGAAGCCGUUACUGACUGUGAAUGGACGAAUGUGGUAGUUGAGGACGGUUACACAUUUCGUCAAAAUUUUUUGUCGUUCAUACUCGAGUUCUUUGAAUUCAUGAGUGUGAUCAGCUGUUGAAAACAUUUGAAUGCCCGUGAUGUCUGUCAGUACCCUUCAACACUCAUAUGCACAACACGAUAGUAGAUGAAUUAAUCGUUUUAUAAGAAUAGCUUAAUCAAGCCAA
Messenger RNA from Phaeodactylum tricornutum CCAP 1055/1, 2064 nucleotides. RefSeq lists its product with no specific name. The coding region runs from base 165 to 1829 and encodes 554 amino acids. The record is from RefSeq and is a predicted model, not a curated record. The transcript has 4 exons. NCBI's taxonomy places the organism in Eukaryota, Bacillariophyta, Bacillariophyceae, Surirellales, Neidiaceae.